AGAUUCCCCAUAGGACACCGGAGAAAGCCUGAAGUCUUAACUGUCAAAGAAAAAACAUCAAAAGGAAAAUGAUGUUGAAGCUAUUACUCAGUCUGUUCCUACUGAUUGUUAGCACUUUGGGACAAACUUCAAAACCAACGACCUCAUAUUCUAUGACAACCUCUAAGCAGAUCAGUCCAAAUUCAAAGACAAUUCCAAAUUCCAAGACAACCCUGAAUUCCGAGACAACCCUGGACUCCAAGACAACCCUGAAUUCCGAGACAACCCUGGACUCCAAGACAACCCUGAAUUCCAAGAGAACUCUGGACUCCAAGACAACCCCAAAUUCCGAGACAACCCUGGACUCCAAGACAACCCCAAAUUCCAAGAGAACCCUGGACUCCAAGACAACCCCAAAUUCCAAGAGAACCCUGGAUUCCAAGACAACCCUGGACUCCAAGACAACCCUGAAUUCCAAGAGAACCCUGGACUCCAAGACAACCCCAAAUUCCAAGAGAACCCUGGAUUCCAAGACAACCCUGGACUCCAAGACAACCCUGAAUUCCAAGAGAACCCUGGACUCCAAGACAACCCCAAAUUCCAAGAGAACCCUGGACUCCAAGACAACCCUGGAAAUUCCAAGAGAACCCUGGAUUCCAAGACAACCCUGGACUCCAAGACAACCCCGAAUUCCAAGAGAACCCUGGAUUCCAAGACAAUCCUGAAUUCCAAGACAACUUCAAAGAUCCAAAGAACCCCAGAUCCUAAGACGACUUCAAAUUCCCAGACAAUUAUGAAAACAAAAACGACUCCAAAGACAGCCACAACCAUGAAUACGGUGACUAUGAAAAGUCAUGGCACCACACUGAAUCCAACAGACAGCAUUCACUUUCUUUUCUAUGUAAUAUUUUUGCUGUUUUGUGUGCACUCAGGCUGAAGCAGACUUGGACUGUCUGCACUGCUAUCUCAGUUCAUUGUUAUCUGACAAAUGACAAUAAGCACACUACG
Molecule: messenger RNA, 987 nt
Organism: Vicugna pacos (alpaca)
Lineage: Eukaryota; Metazoa; Chordata; Mammalia; Artiodactyla; Camelidae
Source: RefSeq, a predicted model, not a curated record